AUAGCGAGCGUGGAAACGCACCCACCGAAAACUCUCUCAUUUUGUUUUCUUUCUUCCUCUUCUCACUCCGUCUAAUCUCAAGGCGCUCAAGCUCUCACUCUCAGACUCACCGCUUCUCCGAUCCCACUUCGUCUUGGUUUAUGAGCUCGAAGGAGAGACCCACUCUCGGUGGCACGCGGAUUAAGACCCGCAAACGGAACAUUGCAGCGCCGCUGGACCCUGCAGCUUUUGCGGAUGCAGUGGUCCAGAUUUAUUUGGAUAAUGCUGGUGAUUUGGAAGCUGUUGCCAAGAGCUUUGAGUCUUCAGACCUUAACUUCUCAAGAUACGGCGACACCUUUUUUGAGGUUAUUUUCACUGGGGGCCGUACACAACCUGGAACAACAAAACCUGAUGAGGGGGAGCGCCAUCCCUACUCUAUACUAGAUUAUGAGCCUAAACGUGAAGUUAUCUUACCAUCUGUGAUCUACAUACAGAAAAUUCUUAGGCGGAGGCCAUUCCUCAUAAAAAAUCUUGAAAAUGUCAUGCGAAAAUUCCUCCAGUCUCUUGAGCUUUUUGAGGAGAAUGACAGGAAGAAGCUGGCAAUUUUCACAGCACUUGCAUUCUCACAGAAGCUAUCGGGUCUUCCUCCGGAGACUGUGUUCCAGCCAUUGCUUAAGGAUAAUCUUGUUGGCAAAGGGCUAGUCCUUCCAUUUAUAACAGACUUUUUCAAGGAGUAUCUGGUUGAUAAUAGCCUUGAUGAUUUGAUUUCAAUUCUGAAGCGGGGUAAAGUGGAGGACAGUCUUCUGGAAUUCUUCCCAUCUGCAAAGCGAUCUGCUGAAGGUUUCUCUGAACAUUUCACUAAAGAAGGGCUGGUAGCAUUGGUUGAGUACAAUGACAAGAAAAUAUUUGAAGUGAAACUCAAGGAUAUGAAAUCUGCCCUGACAACUCAGCUAACAGAGGAAACUGACAUAUCUGAAGUCAUAGAAACCGUGAAGCAGCGUGUUAGAGAUGCCAAAUUGCCAGACAUUGAGGUUGUGAAAAUUCUCUGGGAUGUCAUAAUGGAUGCUGUUCAGUGGUCUGGGAAGAACCAGCAGCAAAAUGCUAAUGCAGCUCUUCGCCAGGUGAAAACAUGGGCGAAACUUUUGAACACCUUCUGCACCAGUGGGAAGCUUGAGCUGGAGCUGACAUACAAAGUCCAGAUGCAGUGCUACGAAGAUGCUAAGCUCAUGAAACUGUUCCCUGACAUUAUCAGGUCUCUGUAUGAACAGGAUGUCCUUGCUGAAGACACCAUUCUUCAUUGGUACCGCCGAGGAACAAACCCCAGGGGCAGGCAAACUUUUGUGAAGGCCCUGGAGCCAUUCGUGAAUUGGCUGGAAGAGGCAGAAGAGGAGGAAUAGAAAAGCAGCAGUUGACUGAUGGUGUUGCUAUCUCCGUCUCAUGUGGCCCUCUUCUUCGUAGCUAUCUACCUACUUGCUGAGAUAUAAAAACUCAUUAAAAUGCUUUUUCAAGCUGUCGUAGUCUUACAAAUAACAAUUGAUUGUGUGCUUGUGGUAUGACGCUGACGAAAUCCUUAUGGUUUUAUUUGACUUUCAAUAAUCUUUUCUACUGGUCUUAUGUUCUGGUAUGAAA
Molecule: messenger RNA, 1608 nt
Organism: Morus notabilis
Lineage: Eukaryota; Viridiplantae; Streptophyta; Magnoliopsida; Rosales; Moraceae
Product: basic leucine zipper and W2 domain-containing protein 2
Exons: 8
Coding region: 141-1376 (411 amino acids)
Cellular component (GO): cytoplasm; membrane
Molecular function (GO): protein binding
Source: RefSeq, a predicted model, not a curated record